UGCGGGACUGGGGCGGUGGGAGCGGAGCGGAGCGGAGGAGGCAGCAUGGAGCAGGGGCUCUCUGUCUUUGGGGACCCCAAGGUGGAGCUUCAUGUCCACCUGGAUGGAGCCAUUAGACCAGAGACAAUCUUGCACUAUGGCAGGAAAAGAGGGGUUCCUCUCCCUGGCAACACCGUGGAUGACCUCCUGAAGCACGUCAGUUACAAAACCCCUCUGACGCUCACCAAGUUUCUGGAGAAGUUCAACCACUACAUGCCUGCCAUUGCGGGUGACCGGGAGGCGGUGCGCAGGAUCGCCUACGAGCUGGUGGAGACCAAGGCCAAGGAAGGCAUUGUCUAUGUGGAGGUCCGGUACAGCCCUCACCUCCUGGCCAACUGCCGCGUGGACCCCAUCCCAUGGGGCCAAGCUGAGGGAGACCUCUCUCCAGAUGAAGUGGUUAACCUCGUAAAUCAGGGCCUGCAGGAUGGAGAAAGAGAUUUCCACAUCAAAGCCAGGUCUAUUCUAUGCUGCAUGCGCCAUAUGCCAAGCUGGUCUCCAGAGGUGGUGGAGCUCUGCAAGAAGUAUUGGAACAACUCCGUGGUGGCCAUCGACCUGGCUGGGGAUGAGUGCCUGAAGGUGGAGAACUCCUCCGAGCACAAGAAGGCCUACGAGGAGGCGGCGCGGUGUGGGAUCCACCGCACGGUGCACGCGGGCGAGGCUGGCCCGGCCGCCAUGGUCAAGGAGGCAGUUUACCUCCUGAAGGCCGAGCGCAUUGGCCAUGGCUACCAUGUGCUGGAGGACCCUGAGCUCUACAAGGAGCUGUUGAAAGCUAAGAUGCAUUUUGAGGUCUGCCCCUGGUCCAGUUAUCUGACUGGAGCAUGUCUUCCAGACUUCAGGAAACACCCAGCAGUGCAGUUCAGGAAGGAUCAAGCUAACUUUUCUAUAAACACAGACGACCCCCUGAUCUUUAACUCCAGCAUUGACAAGGACUACAGCAUUGUGAAGGACUACAUGGGCUUCACUGAAGAGGAGUUCAGGAGAGUGAACCUCAAUGCAGCUCAGUCCAGCUUCUUACCUGAGAAGGAAAAGCGGGAGCUGCUCAGGACGCUGUAUGAAGCCUAUGGGAUGGUCCCCAACACAUCCUGACCCGUUCCUGGAGCCAGCCUGGAGCCGUGGCCCCUUCUGCCUGUGGGUGACUCUCCUCUGUGCUAUGGGAGCACCAGGAGAAGGUGCCUGAAGUCAGUCUCUCUUCCUGGCAGCCCUGCAUUAACCCUGACAGUGCUGAGCAGAAUCAGGAUAUCACAUUGCCUGCCUGUCAAUCACUCCUCCCAAACUCUCUCCCAAAUGGAUCUCCAACUUCCUAUCUUGCUGUGGUGCACACAGACUACAGCUGCCUCCUGGCCUGACUCCCUUCUCCAUCUGCCAGUCUUUCUGUACUGCAAGUGAGAACAGAAGAACCUCUCCUGCUUCUUUUCCCUCUCUUCCCUAGCUUUAUCUGCCCUGCCUCACCGAUCUGCCUCGUCUGCAGUGCAGAAAUAGUCACCUCUAGCUGUGACUGUGGCCCGUGUUCAUCUCCACCUUCCUAGGGCAAAGGUGUGUGAGUGCUGACAGGGGCUGAGCAGGCACCUCACAAACGGAGCCUUUAUUCCCGUCCCUGGGCUACAGCUGUAUUUACCCAGGGUUAGUCUUGUGCUAACAUGCCUGAAACAAUAACAAGCUGGCAGCUGGUGCCCUGCCCGUGCACAGCUCUGAAGGGCAGCUUCAAGCACCCCUUUUUGGCCUCUGCUGGACAAGGACUCUGGGUAUCAGCCCACCAGCACCACUGCCACAGGAGCACACACCCUGGGCUUGGGCUCCAGCUGUGCUUGCAGCUGCCCAUGCCAGUGCUGCCACAUGCAUAGCAAGCUGCAAUGUAUUUGUAUCAUCUGGGGCCAAAGUCUGCUUUCUGGGACUUUUCCUGGUUUGCUUUGGUCUUCAUCCGGGAGAGUUGCUGUGAAGUGCAGUUUGCUCUUCCUCUGUCUCUGUCCAGGGCUUGGGGGAUUCAGGGUCAGUUGCUUUUGAACCACUCUGCCCUCCUUCUGCUUCAAGCUAAUCUUUAAGCACCAUGAGAACCGACUAAAGACAUUAACUGGUUAGAGCCCAGUGCCACACGGUGGCCCAGGACCCGUCUGAAUGGCUUCUCUCACUCAACCACAGCACUGGCUAGAAGUCAGACCUUCAGUCUGGAGAACUGAUAAACGAUUCACCAAAGUUCCUGAGUGCUUUGGUGCUUUAUCACACUUUGCCUGCUCUGCCACAGAGCUGUGCAGCUGGAGCAGAGACUCUCCUUCCCUUGUGUGUGUGGUGUGUUCAGCAUCCCAGGUGUCUGCCAAAAUGCUUCCUCCAAAGAUACUGCACCAAAAAGCUGCCUUUGUGGGGGGGCCGUGGUCACCAUGGUCACAGCUGGUCCAGCCUCAGGCAGUGACUGCUGGCAGCUUUUCCCUUCUCUCUGGGCUUCCACAGUUGUUGCUGAUGCUCAUCUCUAGAGCCCCUGGUGCACCCAGCUGGCAGGUGGAUGUAAGAGAUUGAUUUUCCUACUUUCAUAAAGCAGCAUUUUGAAGAAGGUGAUUGCAGUAAGAACCAGGCUUUCUUGGGUGAUUUCUCUCCACAGAAUGGUUUGUGAAGAAGAGUUGCUUUGUUUGGAUUCUGGACAGUUGAUUGUUGAUCCUGUUUAAUAAAGUGACAGAUUUCUAUUGGCAGGUAAA
This is a messenger RNA of Pogoniulus pusillus (Red-fronted tinkerbird), 2723 nucleotides long. It is a transcript of the gene ADA, whose product is annotated as adenosine deaminase. Lineage: Eukaryota; Metazoa; Chordata; Aves; Piciformes; Lybiidae. The record is from RefSeq and is a predicted model, not a curated record. The coding region runs from base 46 to 1125 and encodes 359 amino acids. Gene Ontology annotation, cellular component: cytosol; external side of plasma membrane. The transcript has 11 exons. Gene Ontology annotation, biological process: purine ribonucleoside monophosphate biosynthetic process; inosine biosynthetic process; hypoxanthine salvage. Gene Ontology annotation, molecular function: adenosine deaminase activity.